UCUGGGCACAGAUCAAGCAGCUCUUUCAUCAGCUACAUAAUCACUUGAAGCACAAAGACGCGCUGAUGGGGCAGUUUGCGUCCAAACGUAACUUAACUGCCGGGGGGGCGCACUCUUCCACCAAUGAGGAGGGACCUCCCAGGUACUCCUCACACCACUUUGAUGGCAGCUCCGUGAAUGGAGGCAAUGGGCUCCGAAUCCCUCCCACCAUCGUCGUCUCCGAUGAGGAGUCCAGCACAUCAGAGCGUCGCGGCUCCAGGGCAGAGCUGCGCAGGUCCUCCGUCUACAGUACCAUGGACCUGGUGCCCCAGCUGGAACAUUACGCCAAUACUUUGCCACGCCAGACGACAAAGAGCAGGCCGACUCUUGAAACCCUGCGCAAGACAUUUGAGGUUGUGGAGAUCGGAAUGGACGGAAUGUCCACCUCUGACUCAGGCAGCCUGCCGGAACCAGAUAUGGAAAACGAAGAGUCUGAUGGUUCUAAGGGAUCAGCUCCAAUUAGAUUUGGCUGGAUAAUCGGCGUCAAGAUGCGCUGCAUGCUGAAUAUUUGGGGCGUUAUCAUGUUCCUGCGUCUGUCAUGGAUCACGUCUCAGGCCGGCAUUGUGUUGACUUGCGUAAUUAUCCUGAUGUCCGUGGUGGUGACCUCUGUGACUGCACUGUCCAUCUCUGCUAUUGCCACCAAUGGGAGGGUGAGAUCAGGCGGAGCAUAUUUCAUGAUCUCUCGUACGCUGGGUCCUGAAAUCGGAGGACCAAUUGGACUGGUGUUUGCCUUAGCAAACGCGAUGGCCUGUGCGCUCCACACUGUUGGUUUUUCAUUGGUGGUUCGUGAUUUGACGCAUGAAUUUGGUGCCGUCAUGGUGGAUCCAAUCAAUGAUGUUCGCAUUAUAGGCGUAGUCACAGUCACGAUUCUUCUCAUGAUUACUCAGGCUGGAAUGGCGUGGGAGUCCAAGACCCAGAUUUUGUUCUUCUUAGCGCUUAUGGUGUCCUUUGCAAACUAUAUUAUUGGCACCGUAAUCCCUCCAACCGUUGAGAAGCAGGCUAUCGGGAUCUUCGGAUACCGAGGCGAUAUUUUUGUCCAGAACCUCACACCAAACUGGCGGGGCGCUCAAAACGAUUUUUUCCGGAUGUUUGCCAUUUUCUUUCCUGCUGCUACUGGAAUUAUGUCCGGGGUCAACAUCUGUGGAGAUUUAAAGGACCCUGCAACAGCUAUCCCAAAGGGUACAUUGAUGGCUAUUUUUUGGACAACACUCAGCUACCUGGUGAUAGCAGUAACUACAGGGUCAUGUGUGGUGCGGGACGCCUCUGGGAAUCCAAGUCACAUCCUGACGGGAAACAACACGGACGGUUGCGUGGGACUGGCGUGUAACUUGGGUUGGAACUUCACAGACUGUAGCCAGUCGCAGACCUGUCGAUUUGGACUCGCCAACAGCUUCAAUGUUCUUGGACAACUCUCCGGUGUUUACUACAUCAUCAUUGUGGGAAUCUUUGCUGCCACUUUAUCUUCUGCCCUGGGUUUUCUUGUCUCUGCUCCCAAAAUCUUUCAGUGUCUGUGCAAUGACAAAAUAUACCCGUACAUCAUUUUCUUUGCGAAAGGUUAUGGGAAAAACAACGAGCCACGUCGAGCUUAUAUACUCUGCUUCUUAAUUGCAACAGCUGUCAUCCUGAUUGCGGACCUUAACGCCAUCGCUCCCCUGAUCUCCAAUUUCUUCCUUUGCUCCUAUGCCCUGAUUAACUUCAGUUGUUUUCAUGCAUCCAUCACCAAUUCCCCUGGCUGGAGGCCGGCCUUCCAAUACUACAGCAAAUGGACGGCUCUGUUUGGAGCGGUCAUAUCCGUGGUGCUGAUGUUCCUGUUCACCUGGUGGGCUGCUCUGAUCACCUUCUCCAUCAUCAUCUUCCUCUUAGGAUACGUCAACUACAACAAACCAAAGCUAAACUGGGGUUCGUCAAUGCAGGCCGGCACAUACAACAUGGCUCUGUCUUCCUCCGUCUCUCUGACCGGAGUGGAGGAUCAUGUGAAGAAUUUCAGGCCCCAGUGUCUCGUCCUGACUGGUCCUCCAAACCAGCGGCCCGCACUGGUGGACUUUGUCGGCUCCUUCACGAAGCACAUCAGCCUCAUGAUCUGUGGCGAUAUUAUACUGGAGCAGGACAGGAAGACGCGUCCUCAGGACGACACAAACAGUUUGGUUAAGUGGAUGAACAAGAGGAAGGUGCGGUCGUUCUACACUCCCCUGUCUGCUGACAACUUAAGGGCUGGAACUAAGCAGCUGCUUCAGGCGUCCGGUCUGGGUAAACUGAAACCCAACACUCUCGUUCUGGGCUUCAAGUCCAACUGGAUGGACAGUGCUCCGGACAGCAUUGAGGACUACAUCAGCACCAUUUAUGAUACGUUUGACUCCAACUACGGUUUGUGCAUCUUGAGGAUGACGGAUGGACUGGAUAUCUCUGAUGAUUUAGAAUUUGAAGUCAACCAGGGCUUUGAGGCCGAUGAAAACGUGGACAAUCUGGACCAGCAGGCCAACGAGGAGGAAACGGCUCCUCCUCAUCUUGCAGCUGAUGACAUGUCUGACGAAGGCAGCAGUGAUCAGAUCAAGACCGUGUUUCAAAACGACCAGGGAAAGAAAACCAUUGAUGUCUACUGGAUCGCAGACGAUGGAGGUCUGACUCUACUGGUGCCCUACCUGAUCACCAGGAGGAAACGCUGGCGCCGAUGCAAGGUCCGGGUUUUCACCGUGGGCGACGAACAAAACAUGCAGGAGGCUCGCGAUGAGAUGAUGGCUCUGCUGAACAGGUUUCGUUUGAACAUUAGUGAUGUUAUAGUCAUGACAGACAUUGAGAAACAACCUCAUCCAAAAAGCUUGAGCAGGUUUGUGGACAGCGUCGCCCCCUUCAGGCUACACGAUGGACAGCAGGAAGGCAUCUCAGUGCAGGAGCUGAGACAAAACGCUCCCUGGAAGAUAUCUGACAAACAAUUUGAGGCCUUUAAGCUGAAGUCUGAGCGAAAGGUGAGGCUGAAUGAAAUCAUUCGGAAGAAUUCGAGAAACACCGCUCUUGUUCUAGUGAGCCUUCCAGUUCCUCAAAGUGAUUGUCCCAGCGCUUUGUAUAUGGCCUGGCUGGACACUCUGACGUGUGGCCUUAUCUGCCCCACCGUGUUGAUACGAGGAAACCAACAGAACGUCCUCACAUUCUACUGCCAGUAAAACUAGCGAUGAACCGAUCCGCAUUCUUUCACUUUCGAUACGAUAUCAAUAUCUGAGGUUUAGCAUCGCCCGAUAAAUUGACUACAUUAGUGAAAAAGUGAAAAGUAAACUGCAACAAACCUUGAAGAAUGACAGCGCUCAGAGCACAAAGCAUAGAAUUGGACUGAAUAGAUCAGCCCCUAUGAACCGGACACAUUGUCACUGAUACCUUAUCUAGAAUUUUUUUUUUCAAUAUCGGAACCGAUAAACAUAUGCAAUAUCGGAUCAGAGCAUCUCUAAGUGAAACUUCAUGUUUAGUGAUGGGAUUGCAAUAGGAAUGAAGAACUGUUCUGUAAAUAAUUAUCCACAAAUAAUAACAAGAUGAAAUGUUGAAAUAUGUGUAUGUCUGUAAUAUUACAAAAAGAGACAUAGCUAACGGUAUGAAAAAAGUGUUGUAGCUCCUUCUGCAGUCAAACGAGUUAACAAUGCAUAGAUAUUAAUUCAUUUAUUCUUUGAUUGACCACAGAUUAGUUUAGUUCUAAUGAUUUGCAUGCAUGUAAAUAUGUGUUGGUACCAUUUAUUGUUUUGGUGUUUGGUUUGUGUAAGUAGUAUUUUUUUCUUGUUCUUUUCUGAUCACCCAUUUACUUGGUAUAAGUGGUGAACUUGCCUCAGGUAUAAAUGCCAGCUUCUUUGUCUCACUUGUAACAUAGCCACUAUGUUUGUUUUUGUCUGAAUAAAUACAUUAAAAAGUAAAUGUAUCAAACUGUUUUGUAGAAAAGUUGCUGUUGUAUGAUUGUUAAAAUUAUUCUGAAUUUCCACUUUUUAAAACUGAUUUUGCGCAGUAUCAUGCUGGUUUUAGGUAUCAUGCAUGAUCAGCGCCGCAGAUCAUGCAUUUUAGAAACUCUUAUCAGAACCUGCACCCAGGAAACGCCGCUUGGUGCGAGAGGACGCCACCGAGGGGAAGGAAAGACGCUCUCAGUGAGAUCUGGACUUUACUUUUCUUUUUUGGUGGUACCACUGUUUUUUUCCUCAUCUUUUUGGGUUUUUGACAUUUUGGAUUUUUCAUUCUGGAUUGGGACGUUGGAUUAGAACGGAGAAGUACUUCCAGGAUUUUGUUGUUUUUUGAGGAUAUGGGACUCUUUUGCGGACAUUAUUCUCAUUUUUUUAAAAACGGGAAUUUUGGACAUUUGUUUUAGAGGUGUUUUUGCUGACACAAACUGAGUCACUUAAAUCUAACCUAU
This is a messenger RNA of Poecilia reticulata (guppy), 4417 nucleotides long. Lineage: Eukaryota; Metazoa; Chordata; Actinopteri; Cyprinodontiformes; Poeciliidae. The record is from RefSeq and is a predicted model, not a curated record.